Molecule: messenger RNA, 2822 nt
Organism: Mugil cephalus (flathead mullet)
Lineage: Eukaryota; Metazoa; Chordata; Actinopteri; Mugiliformes; Mugilidae
Gene: evi2b
Product: protein EVI2B
Exons: 2
Coding region: 198-1412 (404 amino acids)
Source: RefSeq, a predicted model, not a curated record
AAAAUUUGCUUCAACAUUUCAGCAGAGUUCCUGCUUUCAUUCAAGGGACAUUUGUGACAAGCAACAGCGUAAUAUCCUACCAGUAUUUAACUGUUAAUAUAUCCUAGAACAUCAGAGCGAACAGCUUACAGUUUAGUUGUGCAAAGAAAGAAUUUGCAAAAAAGACACAGUAACCAGUCAGAAGUCUAUGGAAAACAAUGGCCAGCAAUCUCAUGAGCCUCAUUUUUAUAUGGCUGCUCUCAGUAAUGGCCAGCAACGCUGUGACGCCUAGACAGGACCUCUAUUUGACUAAAUUGAUGACAAGUAAGGUAACUGGUGAGAGAUUUUCUCACAAACUGCUGACAACACAGGAGGUGUCCAGUAUAAAUCCACACUCACAGGUCUCAGGUCUGAAAGUCACACCACCAAUCAGAGAUGAUGUAUCUCCAACAAAGGAAAUGACUAGCACCAAGCCUUCACUUCAAACAAUACUUACUAAGACAUUGUUUCUGAACACUGAAAAAACAGCAACUCCUACCAAUUCUAUACUGCCUCCGUCAUACAGUUCCACACGCAUGAUGAUCACAACUGAAGAACAAGCAACAAUUAUAAAAUCCACAAGAGUUGUAACCAGUCAAGCCAGCAUCCCAACCAAGCCUACAAUGGUACUUCCAGAGCUAUACAACUCGAGCCAAGGCCAAGACAAAGAAAACAUCAAUACAUCAAUUUUUCAAUUCACCACCAAUAAAAUCACUCAUCUAUCUACAUAUCCACUUCAGUCUACAAAGUCAAUCUCUGAUGUGUCCACAUUUACCAAUACCAAGGAAGUCAAGUCUGGAGUUUUAAGCACAGUUACAAGCGGUGGUGUGUCACAGACUACAGGUUCAUACAAAGCUUCAAUGGCCACACCACCCAUAAUGACUACCAAGAAAAUGAAAAGAAAAGAAACUUCAAAAAAAGAGAACAAAUCCCCUGACGGAGUAAACCAUGGAAAAGCAGUGGCAGGGCUAAUUGGUGGAGCCCUGCUAUUGAUGAUGGUAGGAUUCCUAGUCAUCUACAUAAAGAAACGGAAACUUCAGAGGCAGACAAUAACAACUACUGAUUGGGCUGGUCCUUCACCAUUUUUGGAGGGUGGAGCAGACAAUGGCCGGGGAGCACAAAGGUCAUCCAAUCGAAUUUCUCUCACCACCAUUCUGCCCCAGGGACUAAUCAAAAGAUUGUCCUUACUUCCAGAAACAGAUGAGUUAGAAGAUGUGGCAACAGGUACUACAUUUCGAGAUAAACAUCACAAAGACACACUUGGUGGAAAGUUGGAGGGAAUUGAUGUACAAGAAAGCAAUAAGGCUGUUGCAGUUGUUCCAGAAAUGGAAAGCAUGAGAGAUCCUGCAGAGGCUGUUGGAAGCGUUGUUUCAACUACCUUUUUUCCAAACUAACGAGCCUAUAGCCUCAGUCAAGACCAUUGUGCAACUCCUUUGAAUAUAUGUGCUGAUGGUCAGCCUAAAAUGAACAAUGACCUUGGGCAAACUUAAUCCUCCAACCUCCAAAAGCAUGAAAUAGAAGCAUAUACCCUGCUGCUACAGUUACACUGGUUUCUGUGCAGCAGCAGCGGUAACUGGAAAACAAUGUAUAAGGAAACUAUGAUGAGAGUAAUUUUUAUUACGGAAUCUACUGCAAAAUAUUGAAAAAAUUAAAGUGCAGCAGUUUAUGAAUGUAUAUAAGAAAGGACUGUCAUGAAAUAUACUCAAGCUUUUAAACUAAGGUAGAAGUCAGAACGAUAAUUGUGUGUUGUUGAAGUUUUCAAAUGUUGGGGAAAAAGUAACCCAGACAACAGCAGAAGAGUGUCGAUCUGCUUUCAGUUUAGUUAUUUCGCAACUGAGAGAAAAGCAGAAGGAAAUAUGGUAAUGAGAACUAACAGAUAUACUUCCUGUACAGACUGCCAGCACACUUUAGCAUGCUGCUUUUUUAAGCUCCCAGCUGCAGCCACUGCUGACUGUUUGGGUCUUUAUACAGAAAACAGAAACUCGCUACUCAUGAAACUUUGCAAGACAAAUUAUCUACACAGAAUAAAGACAUAUAAAUGUCUACAUUAUGUCUACAUGUAGCAGCUGCUAUGGCACUCCUAUUGUGUCAGACAUAGAAUGGACCAGAUGAUCAAGGUGAAAACACUUUCUGUGUAGACACUGUUUAAGAAAUAUGAUGACCAAAGCAUGCCAGUUAACAAGAUACUGGCAACAAGGAUAACAUCUCAGUUAAGCGCAGCUUAAAAUACAGCCACACACAAGAGUCAGUACUCUUACACAAUGGAAUAUAGAAAAUGUAGCAUGCGUAACAAAAUACCAAUUAUUCAACAGAAAACAAAUCAACAUGAAAAAACCACUGUCAACCUAAAAUAACCAUAUAAAACACACAGAAAUUAUAUCUUAAAAGCUACUUUAAAAAGGUGUGUUUUGAGCAUUGACUUGAAUGUUGGGAGGUGUGUGCAUGUACAGAUGGGUUUGGGGAGUGAGUUCCAGAGGGAGGGGGCAGCAAUGGAAAAGUUUCUGUCUCCCCAGGUUGGGUGCUUGGUCCAUCAGGGUGGUGUAAGAAUGUUUCCUUAGGAUUGAUCUUUUGUCAAAUCCAAUUUUAUAACAUAAGUAAUGAAGUGACCCUUUAUCUCCUCUACAUUUAGUAUAUACUGUAUGCCUAGUACGCAUUUGUUGCAUUGAUGUAUUGUUGUAAUAAUGUUAAGACAUGCGAGCGAUUUUCCUAACUUCAUCUGAGACAUCCAAUUGAAUUAAUUUCCACUUGUACUGUCUCCUUUUUUCUCGUCUGUUUUCUUUUCUAAUAAAUAUACUUACAUUUAA